AUGGACGUUGACACCACCCUUGAUGAAGGACUCUACAGUCGCCAGCUUUAUGUGCUUGGCCACGAAGCUAUGAAAAAAAUGGGCAACUCUAACGUUCUUAUAGUUGGCUUAAAGGGACUUGGGGUUGAAAUAGCCAAAAAUGUAGUUCUUGCGGGAGUAAAGAGUGUUGCACUCUAUGAUCCCGCUCCAGUAAAAUUGUCUGAUCUAUCAACUCAGUUCUUUCUUAAAGAAGAGGAUAUCGGUAAACCACGAGCAGCCUCGACAGCUCCUCGUUUGGCAGAAUUGAAUCAAUAUGUUCCUAUCCAUGUGUUAGAAGGAGACCUAACAAUUGAAAAGAUAAAAAAUUAUCAGGUUGUUGUAUUGACGGAAACUACAUUAGAACGUCAAUUAGAAAUUAAUGACUUUACACAUAAGAACGGAAUCAGUUUUAUCUCAACAAAUGUUCGCGGUCUUUUUGGAACUGUGUUCAAUGAUUUUGGUGAAAAUUUUGUCGUGAAUGACACAACUGGCGAAAAUCCAUUGACGGGAAUGAUUGCAGCAGUCUCCAAGGAAAUAGAUGGGGUUGUUACGUGUCUUGAUGAAACAAGACACGGUCUAGAAGAUGGCGAAUACGUCACCUUCUCGGAAAUUAAUGGCAUGGUUGAAUUAAACAAUUGUGAACCAAGAAAAAUCAGAGUACUGGGUCCUUAUACAUUUAGCAUUGGGGAUACUUCUAACUUUGGCGAUUAUAUUAGUGGAGGGACAUUUACCCAAGUUAAACAACCAAAGACGCUAUCCUUUAAAUCGCUUAGAAAAGCAUUAAAAGAACCUGAAUAUCUCGUUUCAGAUUGGGCAAAAUUUGAACGAUUGCCUCAUUUGCACAUAGGUUUUCAGGCACUUUCUAAAUUCACGGAUAAACAUGGGUCUCUUCCACGCCCGCGUAAUGAAUCUGAUGCUAACGAAGUAUUCAAAUUAGCCAAUUCUAUCAAUGAUCAACUUGAAGAGAAAGUUGAACUCGAUGAGAAGAUAAUUAAACAACUAGCAUAUGGUGCUGCAGGAGAUUUGUCUCCCAUGAUUGCCGUAAUUGGUGGCUUUGUAGCUCAGGAGGUUUUGAAAGCUUGCAGUGGAAAGUUUCAUCCUAUUUAUCAAUUCUUUUAUUUCGAUUCUCUGGAAUCUUUACCAACCAAUAUAACUCUUACCGAAGAAUCUUGUCGUCCGAUUGGGUCUCGUUACGAUGGGCAAAUUGCCGUAUUUGGCAAAGAAUUCCAAGAUAAAAUUGCUAAUUUCAAAGAGUUCCUGGUUGGUGCUGGAGCCAUUGGAUGCGAAAUGCUCAAAAAUUGGGCUAUGAUGGGAUUAGGAACAGGUGAAAAAGGCCACAUUCAUAUUACUGAUAUGGAUACGAUCGAAAAGAGCAAUCUUAAUCGGCAGUUCUUGUUUCGUCCUGAUGAUGUCGGGAAAUUAAAAUCGGCAACAGCAGCAGCAGCUAUUGGGAAAAUGAAUCCAGAUACUAAAGGAAAAAUUAUUUCUCAUGAGGAUCGCGUUGGUGUAGAAACAGAAAAUGUCUAUAAUGACGAUUUCUUCGAGUCGCUCGAUGGUGUCACUAAUGCAUUAGACAAUGUUGAUGCUCGUAAAUAUAUGGAUCGACGCUGUGUUUAUUUCAGGAAGCCAUUGUUGGAAUCUGGAACUUUAGGUACCAAGGGUAACACACAAGUUGUCAUCCCCUAUUUAACGGAAUCAUAUUCAUCAUCUCAGGAUCCACCGGAAAAAUCCAUUCCGCUUUGUACAUUAAAGAACUUCCCUAAUGCUAUUGAGCACACUAUUCAAUGGGCGCGCGAAUUAUUUGAAGUGCUAUUCAAACAGCCUGCAGAAAAUGUGAACCUUUAUCUAAGUCAACCUAAUUUCAUAGAGUCAACUAUGAAGCAAGGUGUUAAUCAGAAGGAAACAUUGGAGGGUAUUAAAAAUUUUUUAGUAACAGCAAAACCAUUAAGUUUCGAUGAAUGUAUAACAUGGGCAAGACUCCGCUUUGAAGAAUCGUUUAAUAAUAAUAUUCAGCAACUUUUAUUUAACUUUCCCAAAGAUUCUGUUACAUCUUCUGGAACACUGUUUUGGUCUGGUCCGAAGCGCGCACCAACUCCAGCAAUCUUUGAUCCUGAAAAUGAAACACAUUUAGAUUUCAUUAUUACUGCUGCAAAUCUUCAUGCAUUUAACUAUGGCCUUAAGGGAGAAACGAAUCGUGAAUAUUUCAAACGUGUUGUAAGUAAUGUUAUUGUACCUGAAUUUACACCAAAACAAGGUGUGAAAAUUCAAAUUCAAGAGAACGAAACGAUUCAACAAACUUCAGCGAACGAGCAAGAAUUGCAAGAUAUAAUUGCAUCUCUGCCACCGCCUUCAACAUUAGCCGGUUACCGACUAAUUCCAGUCGAGUUUGAGAAAGAUGAUGACACAAAUUUCCACAUUGACUUCAUCACAGCAGCAUCCAACCUACGAGCAAAUAAUUACGCAAUCCAACCGGCAGACCGUCAUAAAACGAAAUUUAUUGCUGGAAAAAUUAUACCAGCCAUCGCCACCACGACAGCAUUGGUUACUGGUUUGGUCUGCUUGGAAUUAUACAAGAUUAUUGACGGGAAAAAUAAAGUGGAAGAUUAUAAAAAUGGAUUUGUCAAUCUUGCUUUGCCAUUCUUUGGUUUCUCUGAACCAGUUGCUAUGCCGAAAUUCAAGUAUCAUGAAACUGAAUGGAGCCUGUGGGAUCGAUUUGAUAUCGAAGGCGAUCUCACACUACAAGAAUUCCUAGAUUAUUUCGCAACUAACCAUAAACUAGAAAUUACAAUGUUAUCAUGUGGUGUCAGCAUGCUUUAUUCUUUCUUUUUACAAGGCAAGAAGAAAGAGGAACGCAAAAAUAUGAAAAUAUCGAGCUUAGUAGAAUUAAUAUCCAAAAAACCAAUUCCUCCCCAUGUAAAGGCGCUCACACUAGAGAUGUGUGUAAAUGAUCGUGACGGCGAAGAUGUAGAGUCAUUAGAAAAUGAAUCAACUUCAUUCAAUAUAGGUCUUAGAAACUUACUAUAG
Molecule: messenger RNA, 3042 nt
Organism: Ambispora leptoticha
Lineage: Eukaryota; Fungi; Glomeromycota; Glomeromycetes; Archaeosporales; Ambisporaceae
Source: the annotation of a GenBank genome assembly